Vespa crabro (European hornet) is the source of this 2614-nucleotide messenger RNA. RefSeq names its product FERM domain-containing protein 8 (gene Bili). NCBI's taxonomy places the organism in Eukaryota, Metazoa, Arthropoda, Insecta, Hymenoptera, Vespidae. Gene Ontology annotation, cellular component: plasma membrane; cytoskeleton. The coding region runs from base 773 to 2137 and encodes 454 amino acids. Gene Ontology annotation, biological process: negative regulation of canonical Wnt signaling pathway. The record is from RefSeq and is a predicted model, not a curated record. The transcript has 9 exons.
CCUUACGUACUAAUAUCUAAGUUAUUUAUAACUCAAUCCUAUUUCUCGCCAAAUUCCGUGUGAUAUAUUUCCAGAAAAGCAAAAAGUAAUUUUACUAUUUUUACAUUUCUAUAGGAUUUCUCUUGAAUCUAUCUAGUUUGUCUUUGAUCUUCAGGGUUAGCCUUUACAAAUAAUUAAUUAUUUAUUGAGCGCAAAUCUACGUUGUGUAAUAUUGCAAAUAUUACUUAAGGCGAACCCGAACGAGCGAAUGAAACAAUGAAAAAUUAAGCGGAAAAAAUGAUUGUUUAAAACAUUAUGUCUUCUCGAACCAGAAUAAUCAAUAAUCGGACCUAUGGUUUAGAUGGCAGUGCAUUCUUGUUUUGAGACACUCUUUUAGUGUCUUACAAAUAUCAGCAAAAAUUUGUGCAUUCGAUCUAAUAUAUCGUACAACUCAAUUAAUUUCUUCACUAUGAGAAUUAUUCUCUAAGGUAUAAACUAUAAAUUUAACAUUUUACCAUUAUUAUAAUUUUAUGGAUAUUAUAAUAAUUGAAAAAGGAGACAGUAAGGAAAUCUAAUCGUCUAGAAAAAGUCACAUAAACGUCACAAAUAUUCGGUCAAUUUGAAUAAGCGUAAAAAUAUAAAGAUAAUGUUGCAAACAAAGGAAAAUAUGCACUACUUGUUCGAACACAUGAUGACUAAUUGUAAACUCUAUUUGCGCACGUAAGGAUUUCAAACGAACGUUUAAAAGAAGAUUGUUUCUGGUGAGAAGAUAAAAGAGCUUCCUUAAAAAAAUAUGGAAACGCAGGAGGAUUGCUCGGUUCGAAGGGGCCAACUGGUGCAACGAUAUCCAAAUGAUUAUAAAAACGACGGACAUGCUCCACUUUCAAUGAUGAUGAGCCAAGCACAGUAUAUGAAUACUGGAAGAGCUACUGUGCGCAUAGCAGUAUACCUAAUGACAGGAGUAUUUGUAACAAUGGAAGUUGAGCAAAGCUCGACCGCACAACAAAUUUUAACUAUAGUACAAACGGAAGGAGAAUUAGGAUUGGCAAGAGCUCCGCCUUUAAUCGGACAGCCAGUAUUUGCUUUAUGGCUAUGCUCAUCCCAAUUGGAGAUUCAAUUAAGACCGAAUCACAAGCCAAUAGAAUUAGCCGCCAAAUGGAACCGUUUAGUUAAAAAAUAUGGUUCGCAAAGAGAUGGAACCGACGAGGAACCUUUAUUAUACUUUCGUAGGAAUGUGUUUCUUUCUAGAUACGACGAAGAGCAAAUAAAGGAGGCUAAAGUACUUGAACUGUUGUAUGCAGAAGCAAGGCACAAUGUUUUACAAGGUAGAUAUCCAUGCGAAGGGCAAGCACGAUAUGCAAGCUUAGGAGCAUUACAAGCACGUAUUGAAAUAGGCCCGUAUAACUCACAAACACACACAUUGGCAUUUUUUAGAAGGCACCGAGGAAAAUUUUUACCACAUCAUUACACAUCACCGAGUCUUUUAUUAGGAUUAGGACUUGGAUUAGGUUUGGUGGGAGGUAAAGGAGCCCCAGAAGCACGCCUUUUGGAACAAUAUAAACGAAUACCUAAUCAUACUGGGGCGAAUACAAAUCCAAGAAAACUUAUUAGAAAGUAUCUUGAAUUUUGUUGGGGCCUACCUUGUUAUGGUGCUGCCUUCUUUCAAGGACAAAUUGAACGUCCUGUGAGAGGACUAGCAUCAUGGAUUACGAAUCGUGACUUACAAGUCCUGAUUGCUAUUAACACCUCGGGAGUAUACAUUGUCGAUGAUAUGCAAUGUAGUCUUCUAUUAGGAUUGAAGUACUCGGAAUUAAGUUGGGAAAUGGCAAAACCUUCCGACGAAAGAAACCCCGAUUGUCUGCCCUGUUUGUUUCUACAAUUUCCUGUUAGAGAAAAUGGUGCACGCGUUUAUAAAAUUCUACAAGUAUUCUCGAGACAAGCAAUAAUGAUGGACACUUUAAUUUCUGGUUUUGCCGAGGAAAAUCGCAAUCACAGUUCUCACAAUGAUGGUACAAAUAGCGAACGUCAAUUGGAUCAUUCUGCAACUACUAGCUACAGUACUGGUAGUUUCACGAAUAAACUUAGCAAAUUUACUUUGGCAACGUUUGAUGAUGAAGGUCGAUGCAUCGGGCAAAUGGGUUCUUGGUCUUUCCAAUAGUCUUCACUUUGAAAUAAUGCGCCAAGUGACACAUAGGCACGCAUGUGCGGCAGCCGCGCACGCGCGCACGCACGCACGCACGCACGCACACGAAAAGCAAAAUACUUUCUACACCUAGGUAUAAAAGAUUAGUUCGAGGAUCGAGCAGAUCGUACAUUUCUCCGGACGAGGGCUCGAUAAAGAAUGGAUUUUUAACUUGUCUUUCUUUCAUAUUAUUAAGAGCAGUUUUAAUUCUUUCAAAUCUUCCGGUAAAUACGGGCAGGAGAUUUUGGUCCUAUUGUAUUGAACUUGUUCGCGGGAUGCAUAUCCAAAAACUACAAAUGCAUUAUAUCCUUGUCCUAAUAGAAGACUCGUCAAGAACGUUGCACACUCGAAACUGUUACCGCUGCGAAAAUUGAUUAACCACGAUGGGGAGCGUAGGAUUGCUGGCUGAGAAAUAAUAAAUUAAUGGAGAAUAUAUUAUUAUUAUUAUUAUUA